Strongylus vulgaris is the source of this 255-nucleotide messenger RNA. Lineage: Eukaryota; Metazoa; Nematoda; Chromadorea; Rhabditida; Strongylidae. The record is from the annotation of a GenBank genome assembly.
AUGUCAUCCGACACAUCAGAAGCGUUCGAUUUGACCUCUAAUGAGAAGUUGCUUGUAAUCCAAUGGGAACAUCUGAAUUUAUGGCGAUUUUACCCGUUAGCCCUUGCUAGUUCUUGGUCCAUACGAUGUUUUCUUUAUCCUAUGUCUGUGGUGAAGAGUCGUUUGCAACUUCAGCGCCAGAAUAAUGUCUACCGAAAUAUGCGGCAUGCAUUCACUGAGAUUCUGAGGACUGAAGGAAUGGGCGCUUUGUAUCGG